CAUUUUAGCACCAACGACCCACUCAUCAUCAUCAUCAUCAUCAUCAUCAUUUUUGAUCCCUCAAUCACUCCUCCACUUCUUACUGUAUUCACACAUAGCAGCCAGCCAGCCAGUGUGUGUGACAAUUUCAUUUUACAAAUUUAUUUCAAUCCAAAAAACUUGAGUUAUUUGGAUCAAAAGGAAAUGGAGACAGACGGAACAAUUACAUCUGACAACAGAAGCACCCACUGGUGUUACACAUGCCGACAAUUAGUCACUCUCAUUAGACAAACCAAAGUUUGUUCUGAAUGCAGAGGCGGGUUUGUUCAAGAACUUGAAAACAUACUAACCAUAAACACUAACACCGAAGAACAAAAUCAAAACACCAGGUCAAGCAUCAUGGAAACCUUUGCAAACUUUUUCAGACGACAAGAUACACAGCUCAAUGGUUCCAACAGGGGAGACCACCAACAAGACAUAGUCUCUGAAGAUGACAACGAUAAUAGCAUGUGGGGCCCUUGGCCUAUUUAUACAGGCGACAUGCCCGUUAGGAUCUCUAACAAUGGUGGACUUUUUGAGCUUUUUAAUGAGGUACUUGGGUUCAGGAGAGAAAACGGGGCGGAUUUCUUUGUGGGACCAGGAGUCGAAGAAUUCUUUGAACAAUUUAAUGUUCAUGAUCAAGAAGUUCCUCAACCAACUUCAAAACCGUUAAUUGAUAUGAUUCCUACUGUUACGGUUUCAAAGAAAGAUACGCGGUCUGAUUCCCAUUGCGCUGUUUGUAAAGAGAAACUUAUAUUGGGUUCUAGUGCCAAGAAGUUACCCUGUAAACAUCUAUAUCAUUCAGGAUGCAUCGCCCCUUGGUUGGCCCAGGUAAAUUCAUGCCCAGUUUGCCGGCGUGAAGUGACUCCUAAGGGUGGCAGUAGCAGAAAGGGGAGUCGACUCCGUUUCUUGUGGCCUUUCAGGUCAUGAUCCCAGACACGUACUGUGCACACUUACUCUACCUUCCCUUUCAAAGAAACGAUAGUUUUUCCGUUUUGUUUAUUAAUCACUUGUCCAUCUACACAACUCAGUCAUAAAGAUCAAUAAAAGUUGGUUAUUAGUCAUUUUAUUUUA
This is a messenger RNA of Erigeron canadensis, 1092 nucleotides long. Its product is annotated as probable E3 ubiquitin-protein ligase RHC1A. Gene Ontology annotation, cellular component: cytoplasm. NCBI's taxonomy places the organism in Eukaryota, Viridiplantae, Streptophyta, Magnoliopsida, Asterales, Asteraceae. The record is from RefSeq and is a predicted model, not a curated record. The transcript has 2 exons. Bases 184 to 948 code for a protein of 254 amino acids. Gene Ontology annotation, molecular function: ubiquitin protein ligase activity. Gene Ontology annotation, biological process: protein ubiquitination.